AUGAACAUUUUCAUUCUCCCUUUGAUUCUUCUUCUCACAAUCUCAAUCUCACAAGCAUCAUCUUCAUCAUCCUCAGCAGACAUAUUUCUCCAAUGUCUCCACAAAAAAUUCAGCAACUACUCCUCCAUCUCCAGCAACGUCUACACCCCAAUCAACGCCUCCUUCUCCUCCACCGUCAAAUACUCCAUUCACAAUCUCCGAUUCGCCUCCGACUCCACCCCAAAACCCUCCGUCAUCGCUACGCCAGACCACGAAUCCCACAUCCCUCCCCUCAUCCGCUGCGCCAAACGGAGCAAGCUCCAGAUCAGAACCCGAAGCGGUGGCCAUGACUACGAGGGCCUAUCCUCCUUCGCGACGCAGGAAGUCCCCUUCCUCAUCCUCGACUUGAUAAAUCUCAGAGAAAUCGUUAUCGACGUUGGCCGAAAAACCGCCUGGGUCGGCGCCGGCGCCACCGUCGGGGAGCUCUAUUACCGGAUCGCGGAGAAAAGCCCGGUUCUCGGGUUCCCGGCGGGGAUCGGCCCGGCGGUCGGCGUCGGCGGCCAGUUCAGCGGCGGCGGCUACGGCACCAUGCACCGGAAGUACGGCCUCUCGGCGGACAACGUCGUCGAUGCGAGAAUAGUCAACGCCCGCGGCAGGAUCCUUGACCGGGAGUCAAUGGGCGAGAAUCUGUUCUGGGCGAUCAGAGGUGGCAGUGGGGCCAGCUUCGGCGUGAUCACGGCUUGGAAAGUCAGACUGGUGGAUGUUCCUGAGACGGUUACUGUUUUCAAAGUCAACAGGGUGCUGGAGCAGAACGCGACUCAGAUCAUCCACCGCUGGCAGAGCGUGGCGCCGGAGAUGGACCGGGAUUUGUUCAUCGGUAUCAUGUUGUAUAGGUUGAAUUCGAGCGCGGGAAACAUUACGAUCAAUGCGAAUUUCUAUUCGUUGUUUCUCGGUGGGGCCAACCGGUUGCUGGCGAUCAUGGGGGAGGGCUUCCCCGAGUUAGGGUUGGUGAGAGAAGACUGCUUCGAAGUGAGCUGGCUUCAGUCGACCGUGUUUAUGGGUGGGUACUCCGUUGACACUUCGCCCGAAGUUCUGCUAGACAGAGCUCGGGCGAAGGGUUAUUGGAAGGGGAAGUCCAACUACGUGCAGGAGCCCAUGCCUGAGUUGGGUUUGGAAGGUGUGUGGAAGUUGUUGUUUGGGGCGGAGGCGGAGUUUGUGCUGGUGGCAAUGAAUGCUUAUGGUGGGAAAAUGGCAGAGAUUUGCGACUCUGCCAUUCCGUUUCCCCACAGGGCGGGAAAUUUGUAUAAGUUGCUAUUAAUGGUGUUGUGGCGGGAAGAGAACAAUAAGUAUGCAGACAGUUAUAUAGAGUGGAGUAGGGAGUUUGAUGAGUACUUGACUCCUUACGUUUCGAGUAAUCCGAGGGCAGCGUAUCUCAACUACAGAGAUCUUGAUCUCGGAGUCAACAAUGUUGACGGGGAGACGAGCUACGAACAAGCUAGCCGUUGGGGAAAGAGGUAUUACAAGGGUAAUUUCGAUCGUCUUGUGAGGAUUAAGUCCGUGGUUGAUCCUAAAGAUUUCUUCAAGAACGAACAGAGCAUUCCACCGGUGCACUCGAGGUUUGGCUGA
Molecule: messenger RNA, 1605 nt
Organism: Salvia splendens (bonfire salvia)
Lineage: Eukaryota; Viridiplantae; Streptophyta; Magnoliopsida; Lamiales; Lamiaceae
Product: berberine bridge enzyme-like 8
Exons: 1
Coding region: 1-1605 (534 amino acids)
Molecular function (GO): FAD binding; oxidoreductase activity
Source: RefSeq, a predicted model, not a curated record